Messenger RNA from Pyricularia oryzae 70-15, 642 nucleotides. RefSeq lists its product as uncharacterized. NCBI's taxonomy places the organism in Eukaryota, Fungi, Ascomycota, Sordariomycetes, Magnaporthales, Pyriculariaceae. Gene Ontology annotation, biological process: electron transport chain; mitochondrial respiratory chain complex I assembly. Bases 196 to 474 code for a protein of 92 amino acids. The transcript has 3 exons. Gene Ontology annotation, cellular component: mitochondrion. The record is from RefSeq and is a predicted model, not a curated record.
CGGGCAGUUGAUGGAACAUUGAACAUGAUCCCCAAUUCUUGCCAACCUCGGAAACGGGUGUGACGACGACGACAACAACGAACGACGAAACCUACCGCAAAAGCCCAGGAAGUAGGUCUUUGACCUUCGAUUCCAAUUGGCCUACUAUUACUCCCCGAAGCGUCUCGACCAACGCGAAGACAUUCCCGCCCCAACAUGUUUCCCUCAAGAGCACUGAGGGCAUACCAGCCCGGCCACUCGAAGCCCAACAUCACCGGCUUCGAUCCUAAGACCUUUGUCCAGGCGGCCACCAAGAAGCGAUACGACCCCUGGGAGCGAUUGGAGUCAUGGCGGUACACUGGUCAGUUCAGCCGUUUCAACAGGUUCAAGGGCGCCUUCCCUGGCCUGGGCAUAGCGACCGUUGCGUUUGCGGCCUACUGCACAUAUGAACACUUCUUCCUCAAGGAGGACCACCAUGUUGAGGGUCACCACUAAGGCCGCUGUUGGACAGGUGAUUUGGUCUCUGUACAUAUCUGAGCUCUACGCAAGAAUCGGAUCCCGGCGUUUGUUGUUUAUCCAAUCUCUAGAAAGAUGUGAUGGACUGCUGCAAUGGGAUGACGUGAGGGAGGGACCUCUAAUGCAUCUGCGACGUAUUGAAUGCCG